This is a messenger RNA of Lucilia cuprina (Australian sheep blowfly), 1433 nucleotides long. Its product is annotated as leucine-rich repeat-containing protein 58. Gene Ontology annotation, molecular function: protein binding. Lineage: Eukaryota; Metazoa; Arthropoda; Insecta; Diptera; Calliphoridae. Bases 255 to 1340 code for a protein of 361 amino acids. The transcript has 3 exons. The record is from RefSeq and is a predicted model, not a curated record.
GACUGAUCAUUUCAAUAACGUAUGUUUUUAAGAACGGACACGGAUUUUAUUUUAUAAAGAAGCGUUUCAAAAACACAAAACGAUAGUGUAAACAAAAAUUUAAAUGAAAAGUGGAUAAGUGUCAAAUUAAAAAAAAAAAUAGAAAAUUAUGUGAUAAAUAGAAAAGAAAAUAAAAAUUAUUAUUUAAAAGAAUAUUUAAACAAUUUAAAAACAAAUAUAUAAAUUUAAUUGCAAAAAAACAAAACAAAAACAAAAUGGAGGUUUAUACAUCAGAUAGCAGUGAUACCGACUCACGCGAACAGAAAACUUUGGAUUAUGGCCGCAUGAAUUUAUACGAAAUCACUUUGGAAGAUGAUCUCUACUCCGAGAGCAAACAACGUUUGAAAUCACAAAAAGAUAUAGAAAUUUUAUUACUCAAUCAUAAUCGUUUGAAAUUUUUACCCACGGCCAUUAAGAAUUUUACAAAUUUACGCAUUUUGGAUUUAAGUUCAAAUCAAUUGACAUCAUUACCCGAAGCCAUAGCCCAAUUGCCGUUGGUCACUUUAGUGGCCAAAAAUAAUCAGUUAACCAAUCAAUCAUUGCCCAAAACAUUUACCAUGAAAAAUCAACAAUCCUCUCUAAAAGAAUUGAAUUUAAGUGGCAAUCUAUUGACCCAUUUUCCGGAACAGGUUAUCGAAUUAAGGAAUUUGAAAUAUUUAUAUGUCGGAGGCAAUCAAAUAACCGCUAUAAGUAAAGAUAUCUGGAAAAUGCAAGGCCUUCAGGUCUUGUCUAUGGGUGGCAAUUUGAUAACCGAGGUGCCCGAGGCAGUGGGUGUUUUAAGCCAGUUGCAGGCCUUGGUUUUAUGUGAUAAUCUUAUUGAAAAUCUACCCACUAGCAUAGCGCGUUUGAAAAAUCUCAAAUCUUUGCUGCUGCACAAAAAUCGCUUGAAACAUUUGCCCAAAGAUAUAGUGGCUUUGAAAAAUCUGGCAGAGCUAAGUCUACGCGACAAUCCUUUGGUUGUACGUUUCGUUCAGGAUAUGGCUCUCAAUCCUCCGACUCUUAUGGAAUUGGCUGCACGCAUUGUUAAGUCAUCGGGCAUUGAAGUGGGACCCGGUGAUGUGCCUCAAACGACUUUGGAAUAUUUGAGUUGUGCCAAUUGUUGUGUUAAUCCCAACUGUAAGGGCGUUUUCUUCGAUAAUCGUGUGGAACAUAUUAAAUUUGUAGAUUUUUGUGGCAAAUAUCGGGUACCUUUGCUGCAAUAUCUUUGCUCGUCUAAGUGUAUAGAACACGAGGAACCGCCUAGACCUCACUCCAGCAAUAAUGCCAGUGGUUAUAUGAUGCGUAAGGUGUUAUUGGGUUAAAGGAUUUUGGUGUUUUUAUAACUUUUUUGAUUUUUUUUUUAUACUUUUUUUAUAAAACUAUUAAUAAAUUUAAAGAAAAAUGGUGCAAACAUA